AAUUAAUAUAAAUGUGGCUUCAGUUCUAAAAUCAUCAAGUGAUACGGGGGCGGAAUUCAAAUUAGCAAAUGUUGCCACUCAGCAGCCAAGGAUGGAUAGGAAAAAUCUAGUGUCACACUACGAACAUAUUUCGAUCAAACUCCUGAAUAUUUCGGCCGCAAUUAUUAGCACGAAUUCGAGUGGCUACGACAUAAUUUACAAUCUGUUGUUGAAGGUGGAUGAGGUUCGAAUGAUAACACGUUGGUUAAAAGGCAUUACUUACGGAAAUGAUAUGCUAUACGAAGGCUAAAUGGAAGUAUGACACAUGAUAACGGUUACGGUAUUUUGUGAUGUUGAUUAAGAAGAAGCCGACUAUGAAUGAGUAGCUGCGAGAGAAAAAAUCACAAAUGGAAAUGAAGAACACGGUCAUCGUGAUAGAAUAUUUUAGCACAACGUCGACAUUUAAUUGAAGGUGGAAAAAGUUCCCCUUGACCAAGCGGUAUAAAAAUGAAACGGAAAGAAAAAUGAAUGAAAACAGUGGCGGAAAAAGUAGCAGCAGCAACAGGCGUAAUAAAAUUAUCUCUCUUCUAAUAAAAUAGUUUUUAAUGAGUUGUUUCUGCUACACAAUCAAGUGCGCGAUAGUGACCGGGUGGUGCACCAGCUGCAGCCCCAAAAAGUGUCAAAGUGUCCCGCAGCGUCUCAAAAAAAUCAUAAGGAGCAAGAAAAAAUUGAGCAGCAGCAAGCGGAAAUUAUUCGCCGAAGUGGAAAACAACUUCCGGCCACAGGCUGUUCCCAGGACCGGUCCGAAACGGAGCUCCCUAGCAUUCGACUGCUCCCGUGGUAGACUCUCGGCAGUCCGUUACCGGCCUACGCACCGGCAGAGACAGUCGGUCGGCUAGACACAGACACCGGAGCAGCUGACAUGGAGCGCAAACGUUCGGUGCGGCGCCGGCAAAAACCACCGUUUGCCGAGCGUUUCAAGGACCACUGUCGCAAUUUCACUGCAUUUAUGUUCAGCAACGUUGGGAUUAUUUUUUUAGUCGUCCUCUACAUGAUUGCGGGUGCGUUCAUGUUCAUCGCGAUCGAAGGUAAUGAAGCUUUAGAGAGGUUUGCUCAAAUACCGUCCAAGAGAAACGAGACUGCCAUGCGGCUGUGGCAGAUAUCCUGCUGCGAGGUGAAUGUGUUCAACAAAACCGUGUUCGAGGAGAGAGUAGGAGAAGAAAUACGUGACUAUCAGAAUAAGAUUGUGCUGUGGGCACGCCGCGGCUGGCAAGGAAGCGACAUCACACUGGAAAGCGAAACGCAGUGGUCCUUCUCCGGGGGUUUCCUGUACUCUCUAACAGUCAUCACCACGAUCGGUUACGGAAAUAUCGUACCCCGAACGGAAUGGGGGAAAAUUGCAACGAUAUUUUAUGCGAUCAUAGGAAUGCCACUGUUUCUUCUCUACCUUUCCAACAUUGGUGAUAUUUUGGCCAAGUCAUUUAAAUGGAUCUACGCCAAAUUCUGCCUUUGCCAGGUGUGUCCAGGCGUGGCCCGACGGCGCGCGCUCCGUGCCAAACGCAGAGCGAGGACUGAGGAACGGGACUAUCAGUCGGAAUUCGGUGAAAAUGGAUUCGACACGGCUACUAUUACCACCUCCAACCCAGACGACGACAUCGACGAGGAAAUCACUGCCGAGCCGCAAACUGUGACCGUUCCAAUUACUAUUUGUAUAAUGAUCAUGAUUGGGUACAUAUUUUUCGGUGCUCGAUUGUUCGCAGACUGGGAAAACUGGGAUAUCCUAGAUGGCAGCUAUUUCUGCUUCAUUUCACUUAGCAGUAUCGGAUUCGGUGAUAUUGUGCCAGGCGCUUCGCUGCAAACGAAAGGUGACACAAAGAUGGAAAUCAGCUUCAUUCUAUGCGCCAUCUAUCUACUGCUAGGUAUGGCAUUGAUAGCCAUGUGCUUUAAUCUGAUGCAGGAACAAGUUAUAUACAAGAUUCGGUCACUGAAGAAGUGUGUCCGGGGCUGCUUACAGUGCAAGAAGACGGCUCCCCAACCCACUGAGGAUGAAUCCGACAGCUGAGAUAGGAUGCACAUCAACGCAGCGUGACAUCGUGGCUGGCGAUUGGAAGCAAAAUAGAGUAGCAUCAGCAAAAAAAGCAAUCGCCACCAACUGAACUACUCGCUGCUGGGAUCAUUUCGAAAGUCUCCUUGCUUCGCAGGAAGCCGCUUUCCGCGCCACUGCACUGUACUCUAGGGGCUAGGCCAUAGCAUAGGACAGCGAUUAAAGACAAUGCGAGACAGUUGUUGAAGUUUUUAUUUUCCUUAUUGUUUGUAAAUAAUUUCCGUUUCUGAUUACCUUCAUUUUGAGAGUGCGUGAUUUUACUGAGCUAAGUUGUUAACGGUUAAGCAUUUUUGGAUCUAAACAAUGACAUUCCACAAAAUAAAAACAACUAAUUUAUUCUCU
This is a messenger RNA of Wyeomyia smithii (pitcher-plant mosquito), 2425 nucleotides long. It is a transcript of the gene sand, whose product is annotated as potassium channel subfamily K member 18. Gene Ontology annotation, cellular component: membrane. Bases 902 to 2041 code for a protein of 379 amino acids. Gene Ontology annotation, molecular function: potassium ion leak channel activity. NCBI's taxonomy places the organism in Eukaryota, Metazoa, Arthropoda, Insecta, Diptera, Culicidae. The transcript has 11 exons. The record is from RefSeq and is a predicted model, not a curated record. Gene Ontology annotation, biological process: potassium ion transmembrane transport; stabilization of membrane potential.